Molecule: messenger RNA, 7417 nt
Organism: Homalodisca vitripennis (glassy-winged sharpshooter)
Lineage: Eukaryota; Metazoa; Arthropoda; Insecta; Hemiptera; Cicadellidae
Gene: if
Product: integrin alpha-PS2
Exons: 23
Coding region: 275-5422 (1715 amino acids)
Biological process (GO): cell-matrix adhesion; integrin-mediated signaling pathway; cell-cell adhesion
Cellular component (GO): external side of plasma membrane; integrin complex
Molecular function (GO): integrin binding
Source: RefSeq, a predicted model, not a curated record
GUGUGGAGGUAGUUGGGUCGGCCCACGCUAGGUGUCGCUACUCGCAAGUGUAGGCGCUGCCUCCACGCGCUCCAGUCCAUCCUCCGACUUCGCGGUGUGUGUUGGUUCUGUGCCUACAUCUGCUGCGCGUGAUAUACCACUGGAGUAACGCGAUACUGACUACGGAAAUAGCAAGCGGCCGACAGUGGCACGGCCUCCUAGAUCUCGGCGACGCAACAGCGCCACGGCCUCCUAGAUCUCGGCUACAGCGACGCGGCCCGCUGAACGCGCGAACAUGUGUGGCUCAAGUGAAGUGAGGUUAUGGUUCAGUGAGGUGUUGUUGUUGUUGUUUCUAAGCACUUUCUGUGUUGUUGGUGGCUUCAAUGUGGAUACAGAGAGUUAUAUUAAACACUCCGGCGAGCCAGGGUCCAUGUUCGGUUUUAGUGUCGCCGAACACAAGGAACGAGGAUCGAACUGGUUGCUGAUUGGUGCCCCCGAGGCACAGACGACUCAACCCGGGGUCAAGCGGGGCGGAGCGGUCUUCAGAUGUGACAUCAACACCGAUGACCACUGCCAGGAGAUCCCCUUCGACCGCACAGGACACAACAACAACUCAGAAUACUCGCAGCUGGACUCUAAGUCCUACCAGUGGUUUGGCGCCACAGUCCGCAGCUCGGGCGAGGACGGAGUCAUAGUGGCCUGUGCCCCCCGAUACGUGUGGUUCUCAACCCAUCUCAACAGGCGAGAUCCCGUCGGAACAUGCUACGUAGCCAAAAACCAGAUGACGGACUUCUCAGAAUUCUCACCCUGUAGAACUCGUAACUGGGGAUAUCACCGCCAAGGCUCCUGCCAGGCUGGCCUGGGCGCCUCCAUCUCUAAGGACGGGAAGCGUCUGUUUGUGGGGGCGGUCGGAAGCUGGUACUGGCAGGGUCAGGUUCAUUCUUGCGACUCGUACGCCCGCCUUCCCAGGUUCAUGCCUCCACGCUACGCCAUUCUCGAUGAGGAAGGGCAAAUAAUCUCGCAGAAUUUGUACAAUCGACCAGAUGUGAUCUCCAGCAACGAAGGACCGCAGACCGAGGACGACUCAUACCUCGGUUACUCUGUGACCGCCGGGGACUUCUCCGGGGGCGGCGGACAGAACGAUGUUGCCGUGGGGAUGCCCCGCGGCGCUGGCCUGAUGGGCAAGAUCGUGCUGUACACUUGGAAUGUGACCAACCUGCAGAACAUCACGGGCGAGCAGCUCGGGGCGUACUUCGGCUACUCUCUGGCGGCCGUGGACAUGGACGGUGACCAGCUGGACGACCUAGUCAUCGGAGCGCCGCUUUACACCGACCUCAAUAACAACGAAGGCGACUACGAGACCGGGCGUAUCUACGUCGUUUACCAGGGCAGGGAGGAACAAAAGUUUAGAUCCAUGAACAGGAGAGAUGGUGUGAACUCCAAGUCAAGAUUUGGCCUGGCACUAGCGUCUCUGGGGGAUAUCAACAAAGAUGGGUAUGGAGAUGUAGCAGUCGGAGCCCCCUACGAUGGACCCCAGGAGCGAGGGGCAGUCUACAUCUACCACGGCUCUCCCACUGGUAUCAGAGAGAAGCCCUCACAGAUCAUCCGAACCACAGACCUCGGCCUUCCCCUCACCACCUUCGGCUUCUCCCUCUCCGGUGGCGUGGACAUGGAUGAGAACCAGUACCCCGACCUCAUUGUGGGAGCAUACGAGUCCGACACUGCUGUGUUCCUCAAAGCCCGGCCAGUAGUAAAAAUGAUGGCUUCCGUAGAGUUCUUGUCAGACCAGAAGCAAGUGGUCUUGGAGGAGCAGAACUGUACCCUCAAGGAUGGUUCAAGAGUCGCUUGUCUUUCCCUCAAGAUGUGUCUGGAGUACAGUGGCCUUGGGGUUGACCCAAGAUUAGAUUUCAACGUCCAACUAAUUCUCGACUCCAAGAAGAUCAAGAGCCCCAGGAUGUGUUUCCUGUCGGCAGAGGGUCAAAGUUUCCAGAAUCAGACGUUAACUUUGGACAAAGGUCUGCAAAGGUGUCAAGAAGUGUUUGUCUACAUUAAGCCGGGCAUCCGAGACAAGCUGACGACUCUGGAUGCAGAGAUGCGCUACGGUCUGCGCGGUGAGGCCUCUCAGGCUGCCUUCUCGCGGCGCAGAUAUCGACGUACCCUCUCUCCUGUCUUGGACCUGAAUGAACCUCUCAAUCGCAAAGACAGCAUUACCAUCCAGAAGAAUUGUGGGAAGGAUAAUAUCUGUAUACCUAACCUACGUAUCACUGCAAUUCCCAAUGUGAAGAGAUAUUUGCUGGGCUCGAAGGAGAGGCUUUUCGUGGACGUUGUGGUGAUAAAUGAAGGAGAGGAUGCGUUUGAGGCAGUAUUCGACAUGAAAGUUCCUCCAGGCAUCAACUAUGUCAAUAUAGAGAGGGUGGACGCUGAGAGAGACGUGUUGGUACAGUGCUCUGCUCCCUCCUUCAUCAACAACAACACCCUUCAUUGCGACAUCGGCAACCCUCUGCCCAAGGAGAAAACCGUACACUUCAAAGUGUUGCUACAGCCCUUCCACAAGGCAGGGAUGAAGGCUCGGUACGAGUUCGACAUUGCGGUCAACAGCACCAACCCCGAGAACAUAACCUCCAGUGGUGACAACUUCCAGCAUCUUGUUGUGCCCAUCUGGGUGGAGACUGACCUUAUCCUGCAAGGGUCAUCCCACCCUGCAAUGGUACACUACAACACCUCGCUGUAUAAUGAAAACAAGGAGAUUACGCAGGAGUCGGAGAUAGGCCCGCAGGUAGUCCACGUGUACAGUAUCCGCAACAAGGGACCAUCAGACAUUAUGAAGGCAGAGGUUCACUUCCUCUGGCCCACCAGUACACUCUCACAUGACUACCUUCUUUAUCUCCUGGAACAGCCAGAUAUUACCGGACCGAUUAGGUGUGAACUUGCGCCAAAUGUGAAUCCGUUGAAGUUGAAAUUGGAUCGAAAAAAGACGUACUUUGAGCAGAGUGGAAUCCAAAGUGGUCUGACUUCAUCGGGAUCUUACUCUACUUCCUCUCAAUCUUCUUCCGGAGGUGUGAUCGUAGAGGAGUCCAGUUCUUCCUCAUCUAGUUCCAGCUCCUCCUCCUCAAGUUCAGGAGGUACAAUCAUCAAGAGCACCACCCUUCUGACAAAGGAGGAAAGGAGAAGGUUGGAGGAAGCAGAGAAAAGAGACAGAGAAGAAGCAGCUGCUGAAACCGGAGAUGGAUCUCUGAGAUACAACAAGAGAAUUCACUCUGAGGGAGGUCAGACUGGAUCAGAGUCAAGUCAGGGUUCAAGCAGUUCUAGAGGAGGUUCAACGGUCUACAGUAGUGGCACUUACAGAGGGGGAGAAUAUGAGGAGUCAAGCCGAACCGGAGGAGGAGUUAGGGUGGAGAGUGGCACCUAUGGAGGAAGAGGGUCUCAAGGAACUUUGAUCUCUGAGAGAGGAAGAGUAGAAGUCAGUGGAGCAGGAAUUAACACAGGUGGAGGAGUAUUUGAUACGUACAACACAUUUGACAAUGACAGAGGGACUGGUGGAGUAUACCGUGGCUCUCAAGAGGGAGGAAGAGUUGGACCCAAUAUUGAACCAGGCAUUAGUGGUGUGAGCAGAGGUAGUGAUGGCCAAAUUUAUAGGCAAGGUCAAGGCGGAGGCUACACAGAAACAUAUUACUCAGGUCAAAAUGUCGGUGGGAACAGAAGAGUAUCUGAGAGUGAAAGUACAUCGAGAAGAAACCAAACGAAUUAUUACGGAGUUAAUGCUGGAAGUAAUAUACCCUUCAGUGUAGGAGGAGUGCAUAACCGUAGCUACUCGCGAGAGGACGAGCACAGCUCGAAUACCACUUGGAACUCUGAAACUGGUGGAAGACCAAUCACACAUACCUCGACGAGUUGGAAGGAAAAUGAAGAUGGGGUUGUACGCAGUGGAAGCUCCUCUAAUACUUAUGAAGCAGCCAAUGUGAACAUUGCAGACAUGACAAACACUGGAAGUUAUGGUUCCUCAGGUGGAUCUGAAGUCAACAGAGGGUCUUACGCCGCAGGAAGUUCUGUAUCACACCAGUAUGGUUCUGAGAGUGAGAGGCGGUAUGGAGCGGGAAGUGUUGGAGGACCAGAGUACAGAGAAGGUUCAUACACUAGAGGAAGUGGAAGUAGGCAAGGAAGUUAUGGUCAGGGCUCAAGAAGAGUAGACAAUGUAAAUGCAGGAAGUGUGUCAUCAAGCUCAACCUCAGGAUAUGAUACCAGGCGGACUUACGAUGCCAACGCUGCAGGAAAUAACUACGGUUCAUCUUCUGGGUACGAUUCGAGAAGAACGUAUGAUGCAAGUGCUGCCAGUAGAGGCUCAUCUCAGUUUGAUGCUCUCGGUGGAAUUGCCUUAGGCCCUGGAGAUGGUGUCGCAAGAACCUACAGCUUUGAUGUAAACAAUGAAAAUGACAGGAGGACUGCUGGUGGAGCAUCACAGUACGGUAGUGUAGCUGGGAUGGCAGCUGGUUCUGGAGGUGGUUCAACAACGUACUCAUUUGAUGUCGGCUCAUCAAGAGGUCAAAGUGGGUCAUCUGGAGGAGGUGCAGCAUAUUCCGGUGGAAGUUCCAAUACUCAGUACAGCAACAGCUCAUCAGGAUCUUCCCACAGAAGUGGUUGGUCAUCUUCAGGUGGAGGAAAACAUUACGUCUCUGGAGCUUGGAACAGUGAAGAGGAUUAUGAUGUAACAAGGGAUCAGGACAGAAGAUAUCCUCCAGGAAGAGAUAAUGUUGACUAUGACACCAAUGAGAGGAGAGGAGGAUCUUCAUGGAGUUCUUCAUCACACUGGGAGAGUCAAGGGAGCUAUGGAGGAGUGAACCCUGAGCCCUCCAGUCGGCAAGCAAGAAUACGCAACGUUCAGCCAGCUACUGGAGACAACGUCGUAGAAGGAGAGGAGUCUAGGGUAAAGCAAAAGUUCCAGCUCUACCCUCCUCGCUACCGCAGACAGACAGAUGAACGUGAUGACACACUGGAAAGAAUCGACUGUGGUUCUAUAGAAUGUACCAGGAUACGAUGUACGGUUGGUCCUCUCACCAAGGACCAAGAAGCUUGGAUAGCUUUCCGAUCCAGGGUCUGGGUGCAGACGCUCAAGAAGUUUGCAUACCACCCCGAGGUCCAGCUGAGCUCGAUGAUGGCUGGGAGAGUGACUGAGCUGCCUCACAUCGGGGCACCAGACCAGAGUUCAGUCCAUACGCACGAGAUUGUCACACAGGUGGUCCCCCGUGAGACCAGCGUCAAGCCCGACGUCGUGCCACUGUGGGUAGUCGUCCUGUCUGCGUGUGCAGGGGCACUCAUCCUUAUGCUUCUAGUCUACUUGUUGUACAAGUGCGGUUUCUUCAAACGAAACCGUCCAUCGUCUAAUGUUCCGGAGAAACAACCUCUCAACCGUAAUGGUCACUACCAAUCAGGUGACGAAGCGUUGUGACCGUUGGCCAAUCAGAAUGCUGCGUUUUUAGCAGACAGUAGUAUUGCUGACUCCAUUCUUUGAUUUUCAGAGAUUGUGUCAAAAGCGUUUUGUUUUAAUCUCCUGUUAAGUUUAUAUUUCAUUAAUAAUGGCGAUGAAACUUCAAGUUUGUAAAAAAGUUUUAAUGAAUUAAUUUUGGAAAAAAUUAUUUAUUUAAGUGAUUAAUGAGUAAUUCCAUUCACACUGCCCGUAUUAGUCAAGCUGCAAAAUAAAAUAUUAGAAUUACUAAUUUUGUAUUUCUAUAUUUUUGCAUUAAUUUUGUUGGCAGCUAAAAUUUGGUUAAAGUAAUAUUUUAAAAACACUCUAUUUCUAUAAUUUUGAGACUUAAAAGAUUUUUGUACCAUUUCACUAGUAUUGUUGUAAAAAUAUUUGUAAUUAUGUUAAUUAAUACGUUAUUUACUAAGAUUUAAUUUAUUUGCUAAAAUAGGAAUAAAUAAUUAAGAUACUUACAUCUCUUCAGCAAUCCAUGGUAUUGUGUUAAUGUUUUUACUUUUUCACGAUUUUAAUGUUUAAGUGACAAAAUGAAGAUUUGUGUAGAUUAAAUCAUUAAUGUAGUUUGUUAGUUAAUGAGUACCUAUUACAUCUUAUUUAGCUGUUCCUUAAUCUGAUAAAUCUAAAUGAGUGGUUAAAGUUGUAAGAAAUAUGACAACAUAAUAUUAUAUUAGAUCUUGAAAUCUGAAUGUUCAAACAAUAUCAUAUUAAAUAAUAUUUCAAUUUUUUUAAGACAAGGAAUGAUUUUGCAAAACGCACAAUUUUUAUAUACUCAGUUUUAUUUUUAUUCUCAAUUACACAUCAAACUGAAAGAUUUUAGGAAAUAUGUAAAAAUGUACUUAAAUAAAUGAACUAUUUGCUGACAUUACUAUCAGGAAUAUCAUGGAUUGCGAAUUCCUACUAAACUGAAUAAUUUAUAAAUUAAUUUUAAGCUGUUGUAACCAAAUUUUAUUCUUAGCAAUAAUAUAGUUGCAUCCGAUAACAAUGUAACAAAGACUGUAUUUAAUUGUACAUUAACAAAGUUAUUUUAGUUAGGCUAGGAUAGAAGUUUGCUCCAUUAGUUGUUUUAGCGUUUUUAAGUUUUUUAUUCUGCGAAUCGUAUCACCGAGCUCGAUUUUUCAUCUAUAAUUUAUCAUUAUUUUAUACUUGGAUAGUUCCAUUUCAUAGUAUUCACACUAGAUUAACUUAUAUUUAUACACUUUUCAGUCUUAUGCUGUAUUUAAAUAUCUGUGUAAAUAUCUUUUACUUGUUUAUUUAUAAAGUAGAAAUUUGAAGGUAGUAAUACUUAAAUAAUACAUCAAAAUUUUAAGAACUUAUUUUUGUAUAAAGUAAUAUCAAAGUGCCAUUUUGUUUUGGUUUGUGCCAUGUUUUUGUCUGUCCGUUCAAAUAAAAAUUAAUAUAGUACUUAAAGUAUGCAUAUUAUAAGUGUGGCAAUAAAGAUCUUUUAUCACAAUAUUAAUUUUAUUUCUUAAUGUAAAAUAUUUUUGAAUUAGAGGCCUGAAGUGUGCCUUACUCGAAUUUGUUUAUAAUCUAAAUAUAUAGAGUGCAAAAAUUUUAAGGAUUACCAUAUAAUAAGUCUAAAUUUAUGCAGUAGCUAUUAAAAAUUAAAAGUAGCAUAAAUUAUAUGAUUAAAUAAAUGUAUUCCUCUAUUAUUUUUAAAAUGUGUGAUGGAUUACGAAGUAAAUAAAGCAAUACUCAUAGCUUAAGUAAUUCAGAUCUGAAAAAGUUAAAAAUCCAAAUAGUAAUCAAUCAAACCCAAAAAAAUAUAGGAUUAUGGAAGUGAACUAAUCUAGUGUAAAUAGAUGUAAAGUAUUUGAGUAUCGAUAGUAAUUUCGGAGUCACAAAUUGUUGUAAGAGCAUUUAGCGGAGGCUCUAGCAAUAGAAGUAUUGUUGUAAAAAUUGUUUUAGUUGAUGUUUAUGAAAACUCUAAUCGUUGUAAAUAAAAUAUGUUAUAAUUUAUAUAAA